UAUGCGGGGGGGAUACAGGUGGAGAUGUGAUGAGUAUACCCCCGAUCAACCAAACCAGGAUGGAACACGAGUCCGUUCAUUUCAGUUGCGUGAAAGAAGAUCCCGAGUUCGUUGUCCAAUGGUAUAAAGAUGGCGUGCCACUGGAUGAUUUGCCAUUCUUGAAUGGUAGAUUUCUUGUGACUCCAGAAGGUUCGUUAGACAUCUAUGAUGCAGCAUUGAACGACAACGGUUUUUAUUCGUGCCGCAUAGUAUCAACAAAGGGAACACUGUCUGCUGGUGCCUUUCUCAACGUUCAGUACAAAGCGAAAGUAGUCUAUUCACCAGCUGAAGUUUUUCUUGCUUACGGUAAGCCCGGUACCUUGGAUUGUCACUUCCAUUCCAACCCGCCGCUGACGAAAAUAAGAUGGGAAAAAGACGGGUUUUUGUUCGACACGUACAACGUGCCCGGAGUUUACCACAGGCUAAACGGGUCUCUUUACUUUGAUCGGGUAGAGAAAGAACAUGGUGGUAAAUACACGUGCACGCCAUUCAAUGAGCUGGGAACUGAAGGGGCAUCUACGCCAAUGGACGUGAUCGUCCAGCAUCCACCAAAAUUAAUUGUUGUACCGAAAGUGUUGUACUUCCGUAAACUCGGAGAUAACAUCACAAUGCCAUGUGAAGCAGAGAAUUUCGAUAACAGAGGUCCGGCGAUUGUUUGGCAGAAGGCGGACGGUAAGAGUUUAUUUUAUCCUCGAGUGACAGUCACUGGUGGUAAUCUAACUCUGACUGGUGUGAGGAGUGAAGACAGAGGUGUCUAUAGAUGUGUGGCAUCCAACAUCGCAGCUACUAUUUCGGUGGAAACAGAGUUGAUCGUCGAGGAAAACUUAUUCCACCGUAAACAUUUCGAUUUACACGUAAAUGCAACUAACAAGAAUAUCGUGGCUUACUGGAAACGACCAUAUUCAUUCUGCACCGUUUGGUUAGUAAUACUUGUUGUAUUAUAG
Messenger RNA from Acyrthosiphon pisum (pea aphid), 983 nucleotides. RefSeq names its product protein borderless. The record is from RefSeq and is a predicted model, not a curated record. The coding region runs from base 30 to 983 and encodes 317 amino acids. Gene Ontology annotation, biological process: axon guidance; dendrite self-avoidance; homophilic cell-cell adhesion. Gene Ontology annotation, cellular component: axon; plasma membrane. The transcript has 4 exons. Gene Ontology annotation, molecular function: cell-cell adhesion mediator activity. NCBI's taxonomy places the organism in Eukaryota, Metazoa, Arthropoda, Insecta, Hemiptera, Aphididae.